Molecule: messenger RNA, 1329 nt
Organism: Poecilia latipinna (sailfin molly)
Lineage: Eukaryota; Metazoa; Chordata; Actinopteri; Cyprinodontiformes; Poeciliidae
Gene: timm10
Product: translocase of inner mitochondrial membrane 10 homolog (yeast)
Exons: 2
Coding region: 156-422 (88 amino acids)
Biological process (GO): protein insertion into mitochondrial inner membrane
Cellular component (GO): mitochondrial inner membrane
Source: RefSeq, a predicted model, not a curated record
GAAGUCACAGAGGAAACGCGCCGCACGUGUUUUAGCUGCAGAUUUUGAAGGUUACAGGAGAGGCAGCGGCUGGGAUUUCUGUCCGCAGCAGAGGGUCAGAGGAGCGGCGAGGGUUGCGGUUAGAGGCCGGGGCUGAGCAGCACGGAGACGGCGACAUGGACCCCAUGAAGGCGCAGCAGCUGGCGGCGGAGCUGGAGGUGGAGAUGAUGGCUGACAUGUACAACCGGAUGACAAAUGCCUGCCACAGGAAGUGCGUCCCGCCACACUACAAGGAAGCGGAGCUGACGAAGGGCGAGUCGGUGUGCCUGGACCGCUGCGUGGCCAAGUACCUGGACCUUCACGAGAGACUGGGACGUAAACUCACAGAGCUCUCUGUGCAGGAUGAGGAGAUGAUGAGGAAAGCGGCGGUGGGGAGCGGAUAGAGACUUUGAAGAAAACGACGUCUGUGUAGAGAAAUGCAAGAGUUUGGGCUGGGAUGUGUGGGAUCUAACAGACUCAUGUCUUAACAAGAGGGUGGGUAAAUAAAAAAAAAGUUAAGUUAAAGGUUUUGAGGGUCCAUUAAGAUGAGAUUCCUCCUCUUUUGCAUCAGAGGAUGACGCAAAAGGCAGCACUGAAGAAGUAAUGGAGGAAAGUGGUUCUCCACAAGCCUCUCUGGAUUUGGUUUCUUCAGAUUUGCCUGAAGACCUCACCUGCAGAGAACCGCCUGGGAAGAAGGACAUUUUACGUUCAGUUUUACGGCUAAUUUCCAGCUGUCUCUGGUCCAGAACCAUUCAAGCUACUGAGCUGUUACUGAUUAUGAAAUGAUCUCAGUCAGCCUUUCACAUUUUUUUUUUCUGUGUUUCAAAAAAAAAAGUAAACUCCUAAUAUUGCAUAAGGUCGCAGACAUAGCCGGUCCAAGAUAUAAGUAACUUUAGCUGGUGCCUAGAGCCUCCAGACCAGCAGGGGGCCCCUUGUGUAUACAAGUCUCAAAAUUUCAGAUUUGGAAACAUAUUUAUUAAGAAUAAGCUUACUUUUGUAUUUGGUUCCCAAAUUUUUGAAUAUUAAAUUGAAAAAAAAAUUUAAAUGUAAGGUAAGAUGUGAUUUAAAGAACUAACAAAUGUGGUAGAGAAAGAUGGUUAACAGUCAUGAUUUAAUGGACCUAACUUAAUUAUUUGUUUUGCUUACAUUUGAACUGGAUGUGUGUUUUUUUAUUUACACUUGACUACAAAUAAUUUUUAAUUUUUUUAACUUUCUUAUAAGCUCUCAGGCCCAUAUGUCCUGACUUUAGACGGUAUUAACAACCACACACCAGAUAUGACUGUCGACAGAAUAAAUAAGUCUGCGAACUAA